AUGAAUUUCUACCGUUUGAUUCAGUACAUUACAAGAAUGUUUCUCACGUCAUUUCGACUCGCUAACUUGUUCCUUCUCGGUAAUGGAUUAUAUAAAUCCCUAACGACUAAACUACCACCACAUUUAAUCAAGUCGGGUCAAUUCCAAUUCAUUACCAAUUGUUCAUUGUUGCUCACGGUAGUCAAUCUUUUAUGGGCCCUACUUGGCCACAACUCAAUUUGGCUCUACAACUUAACUAGUAACUUGGAGUUCGAUGUUAUUGUCUUAUUGGACAAUGGCACUUUUGUUUCCGCUAAUGGUGGCUGA
This is a messenger RNA of Lodderomyces orthopsilosis Co 90-125, 306 nucleotides long. RefSeq lists its product as uncharacterized. Bases 1 to 306 code for a protein of 101 amino acids. Lineage: Eukaryota; Fungi; Ascomycota; Pichiomycetes; Serinales; Debaryomycetaceae. The transcript has a single exon. The record is from RefSeq and is a predicted model, not a curated record.